Molecule: messenger RNA, 3761 nt
Organism: Phragmites australis (common reed)
Lineage: Eukaryota; Viridiplantae; Streptophyta; Magnoliopsida; Poales; Poaceae
Exons: 3
Coding region: 189-3443 (1084 amino acids)
Biological process (GO): defense response to other organism
Source: RefSeq, a predicted model, not a curated record
AGCUAAGCAAGAGCAAGGUAUCGGGCCAGCUCAACUGGCCGAGCCAAGAACCACGCGCCGUCGGCUAUAAAAGCCGGAGCGCGGCUACCUCGCAUCGCGUUGCCUUACCCACCCUCCCAUCGUAGCAUCAAACCUGUCCUCGAUUCCCAGCCCCGAACAGAGAGAGAGACACACGGGCGCCGGGCGCCAUGGCGGAGCCCGGCAAAGAAGCUGCUAUACCUCCUCCACCGCUGCAAGCAACCGAGACCGUCGACGGCCCUGCUGCAAUAACACCCGACCCCGUGCAGCGCACAAGCGAGCCGGCUCCACAAGAGCCGGCCGCCAUGGCGGAGCCCGGCGGUGGCCCUGCUGCAUCACCGGACCACGCACUGCACGUGAGCGAGUCGGCUCGCCGUUUACCGCCGCAAGAGCAAUCUGACGCGGCUGCUCCAGCUGGCCAGCCGCAGCAAACAACGGAGGGAGCCAGCCAGCCACCUACGCCAACCAAGGCGGAGCAAGUGGCCACAUUGACUCGCCCACCUGAGACGCCGUCGCAGGAGAGUUCGGCGCCGGCGGCUGAAGCCGAGAAACAACUCCCAGCACCUGCACCACCACCACAACAGCAGAAGCAGCAGCAGCAGCAAGAAGGCGGCGUUGCGGAAGAAGCCUUCUCAGUUCACGAGGAGCAGAAGGACGCGGCACCGGCGCAGGAGGGAGAAAAGAGACCGGCUCGUCGCUGGUGGCGCCGUCUUCGGUGCGCCGUGCUCUUAGCCUUCCUCCGCCCCAAGAGCGCUCCUCCGCGCGGAGAUCAGAGCGCUCCGCCGCCGGAGGACAAAGGAGGCGGCACGAAGCCGUCGGCGUCGGACAGCAAGCGGCCGGCGUCAGGUCAGGAGAAGAAGAAGCCGAAACCGAAGGACAGCGCCGCCGGUGUUCCCGCCAAGCCUGCAGCGACGGAGAAGGACGAAGGCGAAGGGAGCAAGAGCCUGAGCCGCAGUGAUGAAACCCAGGCGGCGUCGGCGGCGACGCCAGGGAAGCCGCACCAACCCAAGCGGCGCAAGAGCCGGCGACGUGCAGAGAUCCAGGCUGCUGCAGUCGCUGGAGGCGACGUCGACGCCGCCCCUGGCGAAACGCCGGUGGGGAAGACAACGCCAUCACAGCACGACGUGGGGUGCCCUCUGUUGAAGAGGUUUCAGAAGGUGGGCAAGCUAGUGCAGUUCCUCAUGUCGUGGUACCAACGCCACCGCUCCUCCUCGCGGAAGGAUGAACCCCCGGGGCCGGCGCCGGAGGAGGGAAAAAACGGCGAGACCAAGACACCGGCGCCGGAGGACAAGCAGCCAGACUUGUCAGCGCAGGAGGAGGCUAAUAAGGCGCCGGCGAAGGAGCCGCACCCGAAGUGGCCAAAGGAGGAAGAACGACUCGAGGACAUCCUCGAGAAAGCCUUCACAAAACUCCUCGUGACGGAGUACAGCCAACUCAGCUGCAUCAAGCAGAAGUGCCUCCUCACCUUCUCCGUCUUCGAGCUCGCUGCCGAGGUGAAGAAGCAAGCCAUGGUCUACUGGUGGGUCUCGGAGUUCAACCUGCGCCACCGGCAGAGUGAUCCACCCAAAUCGGGUAAAAACUCGGCGCCGGUUUCACCGGCGAAGCCGAGCAAAACCCGGUUCCCCGAGAAGCAACUGGGGCGCAAAACCGCAGCUCCGGCUGGCGGAAGUGAUUCACCGGCGCCUCAGGGCAAAACCGCAGAUGAUGAUUGUAAACUCGACCCGUCGGCGGAGGGUAUCAUCUCCAAACUUUCUGAGCUCGGUUUCCUCGAGCCGAUCAAGAACAACUUCUGCAGCAGGGUGAUCCAAGGGUGCAAGGUGAACCCCCUGGUGCAUUGGAUGCUGAAACGUCGGGCGAGAGAUGAUUACUUCGCCGGCUUGGACGACCAUGGCAACCCGACGGCGGACUUGCAACCUAAGUCCACCAUCCUUUGUCUGACGGCUGGCAAUCGUGCCUUGCUACAUAAGAUCGCCAUGGAAGAUGAACCACAGGCCGGGAACGAAGGCGAGGCAACAAGGGGAUCUUCUUGCCUUGCCUUUGUUCGGAAGAAGGACUCAACAGGACUUCGGAAGCAAACACAGGAGCAAACCAGACCAAAACAAGAAGAUAUUAUGGUGACAAAGAAGAAGAAAAUAAUCCUCAAUGUCGGUGCACAUGUGUACCGUCUCUCGGAGUCCCUACUUAAGCAACACUCCGACUGCUUGGUUGUGCUGCAGCUCGGCCAAUGGUGGAACCUUGACAACACCACAUACAUGGAGGCUGAAGGUCUGGAGUCACUGAUGAGAACCGUGGGUGAUCUCAGGAACCUCCGCUACCUCAGUCUUCGUGGGUUGUCACGGUUAACAGAGCUCCCAGACAAGAUCAAAUGGCCUAAGAAUCUUGCAAUCCUAGACAUGCGUGGUUGCCAGAACUUGGUCAAAGUGACAACAAAUGCCAUCACACCAUUGAAGCAACUUACGCACCUGGACCUCACUGACUGCUACAUGUUGGAGCAUAUUGGCUGGGGAAUCACCUCCCUCUCAGAGCUGCGGGUGUUCAAGGGCUUUGUUUUUGGGGCCGGAAUGCAAGGGAACAAGGCAUGUCGAUUGCAGGAUCUCAAGAAGUUGAAGAAGCUCCAAAAGCUCACCAUUAGCGUCACCACAGACGCCAAUGUCGGCAAGAGGGAGAUGGCUCAGCUUAAAAAUCUCUCCAACCUCCGGUCACUCACAGUGACAUGGGGCGAACUACCAAGCAUUUUGAUCAAUGGCUCAGACUCAAAAAGUGAGGACAAGAAGAAAGAUGAGAAGAAAGGCGAGAAGAAAGAUGAGAAGAAAGGCGAGAAGAAAGAUGAGAAGAAAGACGAGAAAAAGGAGCUUCUCGAUACAUGGACUGACCUUGAGCUACCACCGGAGCUCGAGAAGUUAGACAUUCGAUGCUACCCCAAGAAAACUCUAGUACUCAAAGGGCCCAAGUUCCUCAAGAAGCUCUACUUAAGAGGUGGAGAACUAGAGAAUUUGGAUAUUUUUGACGAAAACAUGAUCAAGACAUUGCGCUUGAGAUACCUUAGGAGUUUCAAGAUGAAGUGGGGGAAAUUGCUUACUACAAUGAAGAAUGUUGAAUACGUGGAAAUUGUGGUUAAGGAUCAAAAACUGAUGAAGCUCUCAAGAAUGGAUAAGGAUGAGAAAGGUCUUGCGGAAAAAAAGAAAACUCGAGAGGAAAAAGAGAAGGCUCUUGAGGAGGCCAGGGAGGAAGAUCACAAACUUGUAUCGACCAUCAUGAAGCAGAUGGAGAUACCAGAUUCUACCUUGGAUGAGAAUGGGGUGUGGGUGAGGGAUAAUAAGGAAAAGGAGAACCAGGAUUUGAUUGCACGAGCUGUCGAUCAGCCUACUCUGACGAGCAAUGGAGAUGCUUCUAAGAAGGGAGCAGGAGACCAAGGCACCAAAUAAAAGAGCAAAGAUGUUACUAAUAAGGUCCUUGACAACACCAAAAAAAUUGACAAUGGUGGUGAUGAUGCUAGCGAAGAACAAGCAAGUCUUUCCUUCUCCAGCGAUAAAAGGAUCUAAAUUCGAGUGGUGCGCUAUGCCUAGGCUCAAUUUGACAAUAAUAUUGCUUAUGUUAUUUUUUUAGAAGGCAAAAAAUAAUACACGUACUAAAGGUGAUAUGUCAUAGAGGCAAUUAUAGAGAUAAUUAUAUCAUAUUUAUAUUUAUGUAUUUUUGAAUAAUGUGUUAUUUCAAGAAUAACUAUCAUUUAUAUUUAUUGGCAA